Messenger RNA from Lontra canadensis (Northern American river otter), 4220 nucleotides. It is a transcript of the gene PRDM4, whose product is annotated as PR/SET domain 4. Gene Ontology annotation, molecular function: RNA polymerase II cis-regulatory region sequence-specific DNA binding; histone methyltransferase binding; DNA-binding transcription factor activity, RNA polymerase II-specific. NCBI's taxonomy places the organism in Eukaryota, Metazoa, Chordata, Mammalia, Carnivora, Mustelidae. Gene Ontology annotation, biological process: cell fate commitment; regulation of transcription by RNA polymerase II; transcription by RNA polymerase II. The coding region runs from base 403 to 2808 and encodes 801 amino acids. Gene Ontology annotation, cellular component: cytoplasm; nucleus. The record is from RefSeq and is a predicted model, not a curated record. The transcript is spliced from 12 exons.
GGCCGGGCCGGGCCGGGCGGGAAACGUUAGGCCGGCGGCCCCUGGGGCGCGGGGGUCGAGCGGGCGGGGAGGGCCCGAGGCGAGCUUUGCCCGGAUGAGGAACAAAGCGGUGGGGCAGGCGCGCGCGCCCCCCGCGCGACCGGCAGGUCGGGCAGCCUCCCUCCCGAAGCUUCUGGAGGAAAAGUCCCGGGUGUCCCUCGGCAUGCCCCAUCUCGCGGCGGGGAGCGCGGCCGCCGGCCCUCGGGAGGAGUUGGGCGGCCCUGGGCGGCCGCGGGGCCGAGUGGCCGCGUUUGUGCAGCGGUUGUAAGCAAGAUGCGGUAGCACGUGACCCUGGAACGCAGUCCCUGAUGCCGGUUCCCCGCCACCCGUGUGUUCUUUUCUCUGACACUUGGCCCCAAGCAGAUGCAUCACAGGAUGAAUGAAAUGAACCUGAGCCCAGUGGGGAUGGAGCAGCUGACUUCAUCCUCUGUGAGCAAUGCCUUGCCCGUCUCAGGGAGUCAUCUAGGGUUGGCUGCUUCACCCAGUCACAAUGCCAUCCCUGCUCCAGGUCUGCCAGUGGCAAUUCCAAACCUGGGUCCCUCCCUGAGCUCUUUGCCUUCUGCUUUAUCUCUGAUGCUCCCAAUGGGUAUUGGGGAUCGAGGGGUGAUGUGCGGGUUGCCUGAAAGAAACUACACCCUACCUCCACCACCUUACCCCCACCUGGAGAGCAGUUACUUCAGAACUAUUCUACCUGGCAUUUUAUCUUAUUUAGCUGACAGACCACCUCCUCAGUAUAUCCACCCUAACUCUAUAAAUGUUGAUGGUAAUACAGCAUUAUCUAUCGCCAAUAACGCUUCAGCUCUAGAUCCCUAUCAGUCCAAUGGAAAUGUUGGAUUAGAACCAGGGAUUGUUUCAAUAGACUCUCGCUCUGUGAACACACAUGGUGCCCAAAGUCUUCACCCCAGUGAUGGCCAUGAGGUGGCCUUGGACACAACAAUCACUAUGGAGAACGUCUCUAGGGUUACCAGCCCAAUCUCUACAGAUGGAAUGGCAGAAGAACUUACAAUGGAUGGUGUUGCAGGCGAGCAUUCACAAAUCCCAAAUGGCUCCAGAAGUCACGAACCUCUGUCUGUAGAUUCUGUGAGCAACAACCUUGCAGCAGACACUGUAGGACAUGGUGGUGUGAUACCCAUUCAUGGGAAUGGCCUAGAGCUCCCUGUGGUCAUGGAGACAGACCAUAUUGCAAGUCGGGUCAACGGGAUGUCUGACAGUGCCCUCAGUGACUCCAUUCACACCGUGGCCAUGAGCACCAACUCUGUAAGCGUGGCACUCUCUACCUCACACAACCUCGCCUCCCUAGAAUCUGUUUCCCUUCAUGAAGUUGGCCUAAGCCUAGAACCUGUGGCUGUCUCCUCCAUCACCCAGGAGGUUGCUAUGGGGACAGGUCAUGUAGAUGUAUCUUCAGACAGUCUUUCUUUUGUACCACCUUCACUGCAAAUGGAAGACUCCAAUUCAAAUAAGGAAAAUAUGGCAACCUUGUUUACAAUUUGGUGCACUCUCUGUGACCGAGCUUAUCCCUCAGACUGUCCCGAUCACGGACCAGUGACUUUUGUUCCUGACACUCCAAUAGAGAGCAGAGCAAGGCUUUCUCUCCCCAAGCAGCUUGUUCUCCGCCAGUCAGUUGUGGGAGCAGAAGUUGGUGUGUGGACUGGAGAAACCAUUCCUGUGCGGACUUGCUUUGGGCCUCUCAUUGGCCAACAGAGCCACUCCAUGGAAGUAGCGGAAUGGACAGACAAGGCAGUCAACCAUAUCUGGAAGAUAUACCACAAUGGUGUCCUAGAAUUCUGCAUCAUUACAACUGACGAAAAUGAAUGUAAUUGGAUGAUGUUUGUGCGCAAAGCCAGGAACCGGGAAGAGCAGAAUUUGGUGGCUUAUCCCCAUGACGGAAAAAUCUAUUUCUGCACCUCACAAGAUAUCCCUCCCGAAAAUGAACUGCUUUUUUACUAUAGCCGUGAUUAUGCUCAGCAGAUGGGUGUUCCCGAACACCCAGAUGUGCACCUCUGUAACUGUGGCAAGGAGUGCAAUUCCUAUACAGAGUUCAAAGCUCACCUUACCAGCCACAUCCAUAACCAUCUUCAUAGCCAGGGCCACAGCAGCAGCCAUGGGCCAAGCCACAGCAAAGAAAGGAAGUGGAAGUGCUCAAUGUGCCCCCAGGCUUUUAUCUCUCCUUCCAAACUUCAUGUCCACUUUAUGGGUCACAUGGGUAUGAAGCCCCACAAGUGUGAUUUCUGUAGCAAGGCUUUUAGUGAUCCCAGCAACCUGCGGACUCACCUCAAGAUACAUACAGGUCAGAAGAACUACAGAUGUACUUUGUGUGACAAGUCUUUCACCCAGAAGGCUCACCUAGAGUCCCACAUGGUUAUCCACACGGGUGAGAAGAAUCUCAAGUGUGAUUACUGUGACAAGUUGUUUAUGCGGAGACAGGACCUCAAACAGCAUGUGCUCAUCCACACGCAAGAACGCCAGAUCAAGUGUCCUAAGUGUGAUAAGCUGUUCUUGAGAACAAAUCACUUGAAGAAGCAUCUCAAUUCUCACGAGGGAAAACGGGAUUAUGUCUGUGAAAAAUGUACAAAGGCUUAUCUUACCAAAUAUCAUCUCACCCGCCACCUGAAAACCUGCAAAGGUCCCACCUCCAGUUCAUCAGCACAAGAGGAGGAGGAAGAUGAUGACUCGGAGGAGGAAGAACUAGCGGACUCCGUGGGGACGGAGGACUGUCGGAUCAGCAGUGCCAUGUAUUCAGCAGAUGACACUCUCUCGGCGCCUAAGUAAAAAGCCAACAGUUUUGGAUGGAAAAUGCAAAAGGGAAAAACAUGCAACCGCUUAUCCACUACAGUGGUUUUUAUAUAAAAUGCUUUCUGAUUUUCUUCCAGCCAACAGUCAAAGCAGACUGAAUGGGAAUGGAUAAAGCACUUACAGAAGAGCAUCCUAAUGAAAACACUGUAGAACAGAUUGGGAAAAGAGAGCAGGGUAAACUAUUUUUAAGUGAUGUAUGGGGAAGAAAGUGUCAGCUUCUGGAGUCCAUUCCUUAUUUUCAUGAUAAACUAGGUGAUGCAUUUAUACCUGAGUCAAAGCUGUCCUCCGUCCAGACAAAUCAGAUUUAUUUGAAAUUCUUCCCAUUGUUCCUUUUUCUUCCCGGCCCUGUGAUGUAGUAGCACUCUAAACUUGGUCCCUGUCUCACUGUCAUCCCGAUUGCUGAUUGUGGUUCUGGUGUUGUGUUUUAUGUAGACUGUUGUGACUUAAGUCAUCCCAGAAUGAAUUGGAACACAGCAUUGUAAGCUUAUUGCUUUGACUUAAGCUGACAAGUUUAAAGUACCACCUGCCUUAGUCUCUCUUGGCUACUUGGGAGUUUAGGGUAGAUCUUCCCAGAAUUUCAGCAGAUGCCUCAAGGGCAAAUAAAAAAGAACCAGCCAGGCAACAGGCAAUGGUGGAGGAGAAAAGAAAAGGAGAGACAUCUGGGCCACUGUCCAAAAAAACUAGCUUUGAUGGAAGCCAGUUUGAGACACCUGUCAUUGUUCCUUAGAGAUCUUUGUAGGUUUAGACAUGUCUCUCUCUCUCUCUCUCUCCAGUAAAGCUUCUAGCUUCUAGACAAAGGGGAGCUGGAGGUGUAGUGAGUCAAAUAAUGCCUGUUGGAUUAUCUCCUGACAACAAGCACAUGUGGACUCAGCUGGCAAAGUGGUACCUCGGACUGUAGAAAGAAGGAGGAAAUGAUCCUUUAUAUCUGGCUUAUCCUACGAGAAAGAACAAGACACCAUUAAGAUGCUGCCAGCUCAGAAUGACAAAGGAUUUCAGACAUCAGUGCGUUUGCAAGGUUAGGCCUCGGUUGUCUGUGGUGAAGGAUCUCAUCAGUUAAGCAUGGUGGGUGUUAACGGAUUUCGAAGGUAUGGAAGGCUCGAUGGUCACCACAUGGGUGUGUGUUCAGGGUCCCAGCGUAGUUAAUUAAUCCAUCCAUGUGGUCUUUCACUUGAUCUCACACAUAUAUCCUGCUUUCAGCAAGAAGCAAACACAUUGUUGAGACGACGGUGGAUGGAACAGCUUCUGCUCUAAAGGGCAGCCUCUGGGCUGGAGUAGAGAGGACUCUGGUGGGAGGGUUUUGCUGCUAAUGUAUUUAUGGAAUGAAUGUAUUUCAUUCAAAUCUGUAUUCCUCUAGGAAGGAUUAAAAUAAAAACCUUUUUUAAAAUACA